Molecule: messenger RNA, 843 nt
Organism: Odocoileus virginianus texanus
Lineage: Eukaryota; Metazoa; Chordata; Mammalia; Artiodactyla; Cervidae
Source: RefSeq, a predicted model, not a curated record
ACUCUGCAUUUAAAACUGCAGCAGUAGUCUGCAAGCAGGAAUAGGGGGUUGUAAUCGGCUUUCCUUCUAAGGGAAAGCUGGGAACCUUCUCAUUUCACUUCAUGAAAAAUAAGCCAUGAGGCAACUUCUGCCAAACAUCUAUUAAUUGGAUGAAACAGGUCUCUUGCCCGAGAUCUGACUUCAGCUGUUUAUUUCCAGCACAGCCAGUUCUUUCCUCUGCAGCUGAUUGGCUCUGGAGUGUGGCCAGAAACCUACUUCCCGCAGUUAAAGGAGUCAGAUCUCUAACUAUUGAUCUGUUUUCUUCUCUUCUGAGUGAUGGCGCUCACCAUUUUAAUCCUCCGGCUGGCCGUCUGCAUCCUGGCAUUUCCCAUGUACCUGCUGGACUUUCUGGGCUUGUGGAACUGGAUAUGCAAACAGUGGUUCCCCUACUUCCUGGCGAGGUUCACUGUGAUGUACAACAAACAGAUGGCGAGCAAGAAGCGGGAGCUCUUCAGCAACCUGCAGGAGUUCACGGGCCCCUCUGGGAAGCUCUCCCUGCUGGAGCUGGGCUGUGGCACCGGGGCCAACUUCAAGUUCUACCCCUCUGGAUGCCAGGUGACCUGUGUUGAUCCCAACCCCAACUUUGAGAAGUUCUUGAUCAAGAGUAUUGCCCAGAACCCACACCUGCAGUUUGAGCGCUUCAUAGUGGCUGCCGGGGAGAACAUGCACCAGGUGGCCACAGGCUCCAUGGAUGUGGUGGUCUGCACCCUGGUGCUCUGUUCCGUGAAGAACCGGGACCAGAUCCUCCAGGAAGUGUGCCGAGUGCUGAGGCCGGUGAGUAUGGGCUGAGAAGGGCUGCUUAGU